GACCGUCAGACUGAGCCGAAGGACUUACGAGGUCAAAGGGAUCCCUAAAGCGGAGAAGCAUGCCGGCAAAACCAGCCCCAAUAAAGAAGUCGGCUAAGGCCGCCAAGAAGGAGGAACCCGCGCCGGCCCCAGCGCCCGCGCCUGAACCGGCACCUGAGCCGGCACCUGCAGAACCAGCACCCGCAGAACCUGCUGCCCCCGCUGAACCCGCUGCCCCUACCGAAGCUGCCCCUGCUGAGGUUGAAGCUCCUCCUGCCGAAGCCGCGCCAGCGGAGGAUCCCAAACCUCCAGCUGAAGCUGCUGCUGAAGCUCAACCUGCUGAGGAAAUCAAAGCACCUACACCACCUCCACCCGCAGAGCCCACCAGCGAGCCUCUGGAGCUCAGCGUUGAGGACGUCAAUGACACUUCAGUCACCCUCUCAUGGAGACCACCAGCCAACAUUGGGAACUCUGGUUUGGACGGCUACACCGUGGAAGUCUGCAAAGAAGGAACUGGCGAGUGGAAAGCAGUGAACGAGGAGCUCUCUGUCUCCUGCCGCUAUAUCAUCAAGAAUCAGACCACCGGUGACCGUCUGAACAUUCGGGUGGUGGCGGUGAACCCUGCCGGGCGCAGUCCUCCUGCCACUCUGCCCGAUGCUGUCCAGGUCAGAGAAGUUGGGGAUCGCCCCAAAAUCCGUCUGCCACGUUCCCUGAGGCAGCGUUAUGUGAAGAAUGUUGGAGAGAAGAUCAACCUUCUUAUUCCCUUCAGUGGCAAACCACAACCAGUUGUUUCAUGGACGAAGGAUGGUCAGCCUAUUGACACUAAAAAGGUGAACAUCCGUAACAGCGAUAAAGACAGCAUCUUCUUCAUCCGUGCCGCUGAGCGCGCCGACUCUGGCGUGUAUGAGAUGUGUGUUAAAGUGGACAGCUUUGAGGACAAGGCCCAGAUAACUCUGCAGAUUGUCGAGUUGCCUGGACCUCCAGCCAGCGUCAAGAUCGUGGACACCUGGGGCUUCAACGUUGCUCUGGAAUGGACCGAGCCCAGAGACAACGGCAACACAACAAUCACCGGAUACACCGUCCAGAAGGCCGACAAAAAGACAGGGGACUGGUUUACAGUACUGGAACAUUAUCACAGACUGAACGCCACCGUUUCAGACCUCAUCAUGGGCAACACCUACAUCUUCAGGGUCUUCACUGAGAACAAAUGUGGAAGAAGUGAAGAGGCCACCGUUACAAAGACCUCAGCCACAAUCCAGAAGACGGGUAUUAACUAUAAACCUCCAGACUAUAAAGAGCGUGACUUCAGUGAGGCCCCAAAAUUCACAACCCAGCUGGCAGACCGCAGCACCACCGUUGGCUACAACGCCAAACUGCUCUGCUCCGUCAGGGGAUACCCAAAGCCUAAGAUCGAGUGGUUGAAGAACCAAAUGAUUAUUGGUGAUGACCCCAAAUUCAGGCAAAUCAGCAACCAGGGCAUCUGCUCCCUAGAGAUCCGCAAGCCCGGUAACUUUGACGGAGGCGUCUACUUCUGCCGGGCCAGGAAUGAGCACGGAGAAGCUCUGGUGAGCUGCAAGCUGGAAGUCAAACAGCCUGUGGUCCAUGACGCUGAGAAGAAAUAAGACAAUCACAUUUAUACAGUCUUUAAUAAGGAACAGCAGAAUGUAAAAUCCUGUCUGAGGAUUGUGAAGAUGCCUUUUGCUGAUAAGAAGAUACAUGAACUGUACAUAUGAAAUAAAAAUAUAUAUAAACAUA
Molecule: messenger RNA, 1734 nt
Organism: Paramisgurnus dabryanus
Lineage: Eukaryota; Metazoa; Chordata; Actinopteri; Cypriniformes; Cobitidae
Gene: mybphb
Product: myosin binding protein Hb
Molecular function (GO): protein binding
Source: RefSeq, a predicted model, not a curated record